Messenger RNA from Strongylocentrotus purpuratus (purple sea urchin), 1034 nucleotides. RefSeq lists its product as uncharacterized. The transcript has 2 exons. The coding region runs from base 153 to 1034 and encodes 293 amino acids. The record is from RefSeq and is a predicted model, not a curated record. Lineage: Eukaryota; Metazoa; Echinodermata; Echinoidea; Camarodonta; Strongylocentrotidae.
GGGGGGGGGGGGGUGACCACUUGACCAAGUUAUGAAAUAGUAAAUUAAAAUUGGGUGACAUUGUGUAACUCACUUUAUUUUAUAUACUCUUUUCUUCUGUAUCUGCUUUCAACGUAAUAUAGAUAUCAUCACAACUAUAUACCGUCCUCAACAUGGGUGUGGGUGAGCGAAGAGGAGGACGCCGAGCUGGAGGUCAUCGACGUGCAAAUCAUCGCCAUAAUCACCACAAUCACCACCAUAAUCACCCUCGUCAUAUUCAUCAUCAUGGUCGGCUUCAUGGUGGGAUUCAUGGUAAUCGUCGUAUGUUUCGGGGUCCCGGCCUUUCUACUUUCGGCUGGAGACGCCGAGGUGGUAAUCGAGGUGGUAACCAAGGGGGGCCGCCGGUGGCCGUCACCCCGGUGCACUGCGUCAGCCUUAUGAUGCUUAUCAUGCUUGGCAUGUUCGGUUUUAUUGCAGGGAUGACAUUGGCCAAUAUUGGAGGAUGGUUAGCUAGUUCUGUUGGUAUUGCGGGCAUGGUUGUUCUCCUCAUCAGUGCCAUCUUGCUCAUCAUCGUCAUCGUCCUCCGAUGUCACAUGCAGAAAUUGUCUCCGCAGCCAGCGGUAGGGAUGGAGGCCGGGACAUUGAACCCUAAUAUGACAGUAUCCAAUGUAACUUUACAAGGAGGAAGCGCCACAGUUUCACAAGUCGGUGAGACGACAUCCUAUAUCAUCCAAACAGGUGCGAUGCAGCCUGGAGGAGUUGCCAUGGGAACACAGCCAGGGUAUCCUGGAGGCCCCGCCCAGCCUUAUCCUCCACCUUCACAGAACUACCCAGUCGCACCAUAUCCUCCCUAUCCGAACGGAGCUGCCCAGUACCCACCCCCUACCAACCCACCAGCGGCAUCCAUGCCUUACCCCCAACUGGGAGCCGCGCCGCCGGUAAACUACGCGGUCCCUUACCUGCGCAGCCAUCGGCUAACAGUCAUAUGGGCGUGGUCAAUCCGACCUCCCAGGGGAACGACAUCGUCCCGCCCCCAUCAUAUAAUGACGUCAUGA